CGUCCUUCCCUGAUUGGUCCACGCACACAGACCCCGCCUUCGAUCCCGGAAGUGAAAGCCCCAAGACUUGAUGUGUGUGUUCGGAUUCCAGCGAUUGUGUCGGUAUAGGUGGCGUGUGGCGACCGCUGCGGAAAAUGGACACGCUCAACAAGCUCAAACAGUUUGACGCUUACCCCAAAACUCUGGAGGAUUUCCGGGUGAAGACGUGGGGCGGCGCGACCGUGACAAUCAUCAGCGGCAUCAUCAUGUUAAUCCUCUUCAUUUCCGAGCUGCAGUACUAUCUCACUAAAGAGGUGCAUCCUGAACUAUACGUGGACACGUCCCGAGGAGACAAGCUGAAGAUCAACAUCGACGUGAUCUUCCCUCACAUGCCCUGUGCCUAUCUCAGCAUCGACGCCAUGGACGUGGCCGGCGAGCAGCAGCUGGAUGUGGAGCACAACCUCUUCAAGCAGCGACUGGACAAAGAUCUCCAAGCUGUCACGCAAGAGGCGGAGAAACACGAACUCGGGAAAGCUGAUGACGGACAAGCCUUUGACCUCACCACGCUAGACCCAAAUCGGUGCGAGAGCUGCUACGGUGCGGAGACGGACGAACUCAAAUGCUGCAAUAGCUGCGACGAUGUGCGCGAGGCAUACCGGCGUCGAGGCUGGGCCUUCAAGAACGCCGACACCAUUGAGCAGUGCAAGCGAGAAGGCUUCACGCAGAAGAUGCAGGAGCAGAAAAACGAAGGCUGCAAAGUGUACGGAGUUCUGGAGGUCAACAAGGUAGCGGGAAACUUCCACUUUGCUCCAGGAAAAAGUUUUCAGCAGUCCCACGUGCACGUGCACUCUGUGGAAAUUCACGACUUGCAGAGUUUUGGCUUGGACAACAUCAACAUGACCCAUUUGAUCAAACACCUGUCAUUUGGGGAGGAUUACCCCGGCAUCGUGAACCCCCUGGACGGCACGCAUGUGACGGCGCCACAAGCCUCAAUGAUGUACCAGUAUUUUGUCAAAAUUGUCCCAACUAUUUACAUGAAAACCGAUGGAGAGGUUGUAAAAACCAACCAGUUCUCAGUCACCAGGCAUGAAAAAGUGGCCAACGGCCUAAUAGGUGACCAGGGCCUGCCCGGGGUCUUUGUAUUAUAUGAACUCUCACCCAUGAUGGUGAAAUUCACUGAGAAACACAGAUCCUUCACUCACUUCCUGACCGGUGUGUGCGCCAUCAUCGGGGGCGUCUUCACAGUUGCCGGCCUCAUCGACUCUUUCAUCUACCACUCGGCUCGCGUUAUUCAGAAGAAGAUAGAACUGGGCAAAGCCUCCUAACCACUGCGCCUCCCGCUGGUCUCCGUGUGGCCACCUGAGCACGACACACGGACGGACGGACGGACGGACGGCUGGACGAGAGGCAGGCAGAGGACCGAGCAUCUUUGCGUCGUCCUGUCAGCCAGAUGGACGGAUGUUCAGAUGGAAAGGCAGAGAAGGACGUUGAACAUCAGCCAGGUCCCCGUCUCCCUUUUUUUGUCGGUUUCCUAUGAGCGCAAUGACUCCCCCUGCUGGCCCAAUCCCACCGGGAUGGUCAUACAUACUGUCAGUCAAAUACAACGAGCACAUACCACCUGUGGGUUGUCCUGGAAACAACAAUAUGGCCAAUGGCUCCGCUCCUUCUUUACACCCUUGUGUCUUUUGUCUCCUCCUUGGUUGUCUGUUUUGGUCCUUCACUUAUUUGCCUUGUUGUGUCCGCUAUAUCGAUCCCUUGAUUGUAUCCUUUUCAUUGGGUUCCUUGUGGUGUUUUUGUCUUUAGCAAGUGCCUACAUUUUUUUUGUAGGCACCCUUUGCCUCGGUGCCUUGUUUGCAUUGUACAUGUAGGCCUUUUUUUUUCUUCACUUCUUUCACUUGGUCCCUUGUUUUUGUCCAUCUACACCCCCUCUUUUCGUACUUUGCAUAGUUGCUUUGGUUAGCGCCCUUUUUAUGUCCUUUGACCCCCUUUUUUUCUUUUUUUUUUUUUUUUUGGUUUACAUUCUGUGUGCGUCAUCUGUCUUUUUGUCCUGUCUAGUUUUUGCAAUGUCUUUUCUGUUACUUUAAUCACUAGGUCUUGUCAAUAUUUACUACUACAUCUCAAAAGGACCUGUUUGGGUCUUGAGAAGUACGAAUUGCACAUGAAUAGAUUUCCUUUGGCUGGCCACAAAAGUAUCACAAGCGUGAAAGGGAAAAAAACGUUGAGUCUGAAUCAUACGAAAAGAACAAGGCGAGUCAAUGAAUUCUGUUGAUUGUUUAAUCUGGGCAACGGGCUGCUUUUUUUUUAAGGGUUCCUGCAGAUUAUCAUUUGUAGUUGUCAACAUUGCCCAACAUUUGUCUUCAUUUUAGUGAAUCUGAGACAGUCCUGCGCGGGUUUGUCUGGAGUUUGGUGGUCCAUUCAGUCAGUGAAGGCCUCCAACAAGCCAAGUAUGAACAGUGCAGGCGGUAGGAGUCGCGUUAACAUUCAAAUCAGGGGUACGGCGUAUGUACUGUAUGUGUGUGAGUGUGCGAGGGUAAAAUGUAUUUAUAUUUUGAUUGUCCUCAAAACUGUUUUUUAAAUGACACAAUAAAUGUGAAAGACACCAGC
Hippocampus zosterae (dwarf seahorse) is the source of this 2583-nucleotide messenger RNA. RefSeq names its product ERGIC and golgi 3 (gene ergic3). Bases 135 to 1304 code for a protein of 389 amino acids. Gene Ontology annotation, biological process: retrograde vesicle-mediated transport, Golgi to endoplasmic reticulum; endoplasmic reticulum to Golgi vesicle-mediated transport. Lineage: Eukaryota; Metazoa; Chordata; Actinopteri; Syngnathiformes; Syngnathidae. The record is from RefSeq and is a predicted model, not a curated record. Gene Ontology annotation, cellular component: endoplasmic reticulum; COPII-coated ER to Golgi transport vesicle; Golgi membrane. The transcript has 14 exons.